Blepharisma stoltei is the source of this 2285-nucleotide messenger RNA. Lineage: Eukaryota; Ciliophora; Heterotrichea; Heterotrichida; Blepharismidae. The record is from the annotation of a GenBank genome assembly.
AUGUCCCUACCCAUAAUUUUAGAAGAGGUUUUAGACCCCAACUAUGAGCCCAGUGAAGAAGAAAUAAUCGAAUAUGCUAAAUCGCUAGGCAUGAUUUUCCCAGAAGAUUCUGAUUUUAUUUACAUUGCCAAAGAAGGAUUGAAAUCUCCCACACCAAAACCAUGAAUAUUAUGCCAAUCUCCAAAUCAGCAAAUUUAUUUUUUUAACCCAGAAACCAAUGAAAGCACCUGAGACAACCCUGCUUAUUUUCAUUACAAAGAGCUUUUUCUUUCAGAAAAAUCAAAAAAAUUAAAAAUUCAUGAGCCAAUCACGCCAACGAAUUUCGAUUUACUAUCAAGUGAGCAAAAUAUAGAAAAUCGAUACAAGGACGAUAUCAAAAAUAUCAAAGAAAAAUACAAAAAUUGGCUAUUAGAACAAACCCAAGAAUUGCAGGAAUAUAAAAAUGAAGAAAUUUGAAAAUUAAGGCUCGAGCUUGAAAAUGAAUCAGAAAUCAAUGCAACAAAACGUCAAAAAGAAUUAAUAAGAACGAAAAAUUUAAAUAAAGAGAUUCAUGAUAAACAUUCUGAAAAUAUUUUUAGAGAAACUAAAGAGAAAAAUAAAAAAUUAAUUGAAGAAGAAAAAUCACAAUUAAUUAUCCAAGGGCAAAAAGAGAUGCAGCAAUUUUGUAACGAAGAAGAAGCAAAAUUUUCAAUAAUUAUUGAAAAUGAACUAGAAGCAGCAGAAAAAUUAAAAUUAGAAAAGGAAAAAAUUUUAGAAGAUCAGAAAUUUGUUUAUGAAACAAACAAAAAGAUUUUGGAAGAUUUGGAAGCGGAAUGCAAUGAAGAGGCUGAGCGGACACAAAAAAUUUUGAAAAAUCUUUAUGGUGAAAAAAUAGCAGAAAAGCUAAAAGACUUUGAAUACCAAAUAGACUGUUUAAGAAACUCAAAAGAAAAGCAGAAUAUUUUUAUGGAAAAGCUUAAUGAAUUAAGAGAAAAAUAUGCAACAAGUUUAGAAAAAGAGCUAAAAAGACUGCGGACAGAAAACAACGAAAAAAUCGAAGAAAUAAAUUAUGAAUUUAAUAAAAAUCUGGAGAUUCAAGAAAAUUCAUCAAUUCUUGAAACGGAAAAGCUAUGAGCUAUUGAUGAGUUAUCUAAAAGAUAUGAAAUUGAGCUAAAUAAGAAUAUUAAGCUACUAGAUGACGAAUAUGAACAGAAGCUUUUAACUGAAAAAGAAAAGCUUGAAUCAGAAUAUGGCUUAAAAACAAAAUCUGUGCUUAAUUCUUACUCUAACAAAUCCAUAUUUGGAAAAAUCCUCAAGCUUGAGUCUGAUAUUUCAGAGCUCUAUAACAAAUCUUCAUUAAAAGAUAGUGAAAUUUCUUACAUCACAGCUGAAAUUAAUCACUAUAAAGAAGAAUUAAAAUCAAAAGCCAACAAAAAUUAUGUAAACUCCCAAAUCAGUCAAUUAAAAGAAAAUUUCAAAAUAAAAUUAAACGAUAUUCAAAGUUUUUUAGCAGAAAGCCCAAAGAAAAUUAGCAGGCUUGAAAAAGAUAUAGAGGAUUUAAAAAUAAUUAGCCGGUCAAUUUCUCCGAUUAGUUCUGAUAUAAGGACUAAUCUCAGUAAAUUGUCAACUUACAGAGAUGAGGAAAGCAUUGUUGAAAGCCAAAGAAAAAUUAAUCAGAGAUGUGACAGCUGAAAUAUGUGUGCAUAUUAAAAUGGUGCAGUGAACCAGCCUACCUCAUAACACCUGUGACUGGUAGAUUCAACGGGAAAGCCUGGAAACUUGUUUGCCAGGAGGAUAGUGUUUGCGAAUAUGUAUCCGACUGGGUUUUACUUUAUUUGGUGGAGCACAAUGUCGAGCUAGCUGACCGCAUACCAGAUCCAAGCCAAGGUUUUACACCGUAGGGAGAUUGUUCGCUGGAGCUGGAAAGGGAAGGCCCAGAAAGGCCAGAGGAUGUCACUUGACAAUUCUGGCAAAAUACCUGCACGAUACCAGGGCGUUGCGUCCUGGGAUUCGGGUUUAUCUUGGCCGGCAGGUGACUAAAGAAGUUGUUAGUCAUCGUCUCUGACUCUUGAUAGUGAGUGCAAGCCCUGAGUAGUGGUCUGCAGACUUGCUGGAGACUUCUCUAAAAGUAAUUAAACUUUAAAGAUAGCUGAAAUAUGCCGAAAAAAACAGGAAACAUGCAUAGAAGAUAUGAAAGCUCAGAUGAUGUACUUAAGAGCAACGAUUCUUUUAAUAGCAUUUUAGGAAAACAUAGAAGCUGAAUAAGCGAUAUGCGAGAAAAUUUUACUUCUGCAAGUAAAAAAUAA